Messenger RNA from Debaryomyces tyrocola, 573 nucleotides. The record is from the annotation of a GenBank genome assembly. NCBI's taxonomy places the organism in Eukaryota, Fungi, Ascomycota, Pichiomycetes, Serinales, Debaryomycetaceae.
AUGUCAAUUUGUGGUUGCAAUAUAUCAAUUUAUAUUCCUUGUUUACAAUUAACAACUAUAUACGCCACAAUGAAAGAACCCUCCCAUGAACCCAAUUACGGUGCAGGCCACGAAACCAAUUGGAACGCCAGUAACGAAUCUAUAGCAUCUGAUAUUUCGAACGAAUCGAUUGAUGAACAUGAUGACCACAGAUCUGUAGACCAUUUUGCAACCACAGGGUACGAGGUAUCUUCAUUCAGAAGAGUGAAAAGAUAUGUUAAAUAUCUUUUAGGUUUGAGAAAAUCCCAUAGGCAGCCGUUAUUACCUCAUCAUUCUCCACCACCAUCGCCAUCACCACCUAGGCGCCCAAUUAAUUACAUAAUUUUUGACAUCAUUUGGAACAGAAUUUUGACCGAAGCAAACCGGGAGUUGUUGGUAAACUACAAAUGGGUGUUCUUUCUCUUGUCUAUUUUGAUUGUGGUUGCUGUCCUAGUAAUCACAAACAACUUCGAAUAUUUACAACAGUUUCUCAAGAACCUAUUUUGUUAUCUUUUAAAUUGUUUACGCAAUGGAACUACAGAUUGUUAUGUAUGA